Spirodela intermedia is the source of this 755-nucleotide messenger RNA. Lineage: Eukaryota; Viridiplantae; Streptophyta; Magnoliopsida; Alismatales; Araceae. The record is from the annotation of a GenBank genome assembly.
AUGAACCAGUGGAGUGCGCUCGCGGCCUGCGAGGAGGUGAUGGGGCCCUUCGUCCCCGCCAUGGGCGUGGACCGCCGGGAGGCUGUGUUCUGCCCUAGGCCGCGCCGCCUCAGCCAGCGCGCCGGCGGCGACCACGUCCGGCCCGUCCCCAUCCGCUGGCAGCUCGGGUCAGCCCCGCCGUCGCAUCUUCAUCUUCAUCAUCAUCAUCAUCCGCAGUUUAAUGGAGAUCUAUAUCUGGUUUCCAUUCUUGAUUCCGUUCCUUGUCUCUGAAAUUGCAGGCCUUCGCAGGCGGAUCCCUGCGAUUCGAAGCCCGGGGGGGACGUCCUGGAUAUCAUUCUCGCCAAGGUCUCCAAUUUUUUUCCGUUUUCGUCGAUGUUCUCCGAUCUGGCCUCCAUUUCUUGCCGGCGUGUCUCUUUGAUCUGACUAAUUUUCUUCCUUUUUCUUCUUCUUCUUCUUCUUCUCUCUUGCAGGAUGCCUCGUCGCCGCCGUAUUUCUGCGGAUCGCCGCCUAUGAGGUCGAGUAAUCCGCUAGUCCUGGACGCCCGCUUCGGGGAGGAGAAGCCGCCGCCGCCGCCGCCGCUGCUGCCGCCGGUGGUGGCGGCGGCGCCGCCGUCCUCCGGCGGGGCGGCGCGGCAGGGCGGCUGCGUCCGCAACAGUUUUGGGCCCAACCCCGCCGCCGUCCGCGUCGAGGGGUUCGACUGCCUCGCCGUCGACCACCGCCGCCGCAGCAGCCGCGGCAUCACCGCCGUCGCCUGA